Messenger RNA from Eleginops maclovinus (Patagonian blennie), 4786 nucleotides. It is a transcript of the gene cdhr2, whose product is annotated as cadherin related family member 2. Gene Ontology annotation, cellular component: catenin complex; plasma membrane. The transcript has 31 exons. The record is from RefSeq and is a predicted model, not a curated record. Gene Ontology annotation, biological process: homophilic cell-cell adhesion. Gene Ontology annotation, molecular function: cadherin binding; calcium ion binding. Lineage: Eukaryota; Metazoa; Chordata; Actinopteri; Perciformes; Eleginopidae. The coding region runs from base 140 to 4021 and encodes 1293 amino acids.
GGAGGGUUAGGGCUGUGUUAUUGGCUGUGCGUUCAUUGUUCGUGUUAAUCAUUUAUGUUUACAACUACAGGACGAUAAUCACUGGGAGCAACGAGAGCCAAAGGUCUCAUCUAGACGUGAAGGAGAAGCUCUUCUGGGAAUGUCAUCCGACAUGGAGGGCGUUACAGGAAGUGUAUUACUAAUGUGCCUUAUUGGCUUAAUAGAUGCAAAUGCCAGUCCUACAAUCAACACUUUGGUCUAUAACAUAUGUGAAGACAUCCCCAUAGAUGGCUAUGCAUUUACUAUAUUAGCAACAGACGCAGAAAGUGACCCACUGACUUAUUCAAUCGAUGGUCCCAAUGCCGAAUACUUCACAGUUAACCGCAACAAUGGGGAGGUAUCAGUCAAAAGGAAACUAGAUAGAGAGGCUUCUGAUUAUUUGAGUCUUGGAGUUCAUGUCUCUGAUGGUCAGACUGGAACAGCGGUAGAUUUAACUCUAAUAUUAGAGGAGGCCAACGACAACAAACCCAUAUUCCAGGAGCCUUCAUAUGACAUUGAUGUCCGAGAAAAUGCCAUUGUAGGUACAUCUCUGUUUAAAGCGCAGGCCACUGAUGCAGACACCUCAAGCGCUGGUGUUAUUAGUUACAGCAUUGAUGAAGUUACUCCAAGUGCUGGAUUCAGUCUUUUCAGCAUUGUAUCCACAACUGGUGAAGUCCGAUUAAGUGGACAUCUGAAUUACACUGAACUGAGCACUUUCUAUCGAUUGAAGAUUAACGCAACUGAUGGUGGAGGUGCCUGUUAUCAUAAACCGAAAAAAAACUACUACUCAAGCGUUGCUUUUUCCUUCGUCACGGUUGUGGACGUCCCAGACCUGGACCCACAGUUCAUUGGUCUGCCUUACGUGGGGAGAGUGGAAGAGAAUACUCCUGUGGGCUCUUCUGUGUUUAGAGUUACAGCUAUUGACCAGGACACAGGAGUAAAUGAUGCUUUAAUCUUCAGAAUUAAAGAUUCCACGGCAGUGGGCCUAUUCAAAAUCUCAGAAACUGAUGGCGUCAUAUCUGUGUUGUCGGUUAUUGACAGAGAAGAGAUUGGAGACACGGUUAUCCUGACUGUAGAGGCUACUGAGUCUAAAGAAAACAUCAAUGGAGUCCAAGCCAGCACCACAACGGAUGUACAGAUCAACAUCAUCGACAAAAAUGACAACAGGCCAACGUUUUAUAAGUGUGGAGACAUAGCAGACAAGCGCUCAUGCGUCAUUGCGAGUGACUUUACAGGAGAUGUCGUUGAGAACUCGUUGGGUGCUGUUUUCAUCAACAUGACAGUAAUAGAUCUGGAUAAGAUUAAAAAAACUAAACUAACCCUGGAGGGAGUCAACAGUGAUGUGUUUUCAGUGGAACCUCAGUCUACCACAUCGGAUAGCAUUGUUCAGCUUCUGGUCAAGCAGCCCCAAAAACUGGAUUUUGAAAAAAUACAGACAAUUGUUCUACAAGUCAUUGCCACUGAUGAAGAAAACCCCACCUUCCAAUCCAGAGCUACAGUCACGAUCAACAUCGAGGACGCCAAUGACAACAGCCCCGAAUUCCAACAGGACACGUACAAGUUAGAAGUGCCUGAGCACUCUCCUGCUGGGCAUGUGUUGGACACCAUUACUGCAGAGGAUCCUGACACAAUGGAUGAAGGCAAUAUCACCUACAAACUGCUUCCAGAAAGCAUACUGCUGUAUUUUGACGUGGAUCCACAUACGGGCACAGUUUACGUGAAAAACGAGACUCUGUUGGAUCGCGAGGUCAGAUCUCUGUAUUCAGCCACUCUACAGGCCAGAGACUCAGAUGGCAAGCCCGGCUCCACAGUGCUGGAAAUCACUCUGAUUGACAUCAACGACCACCCCCCCGUCAUGAACAGAGACUCUUACCAGGAGUUUGUUAAAGAGGGGAAAAACUUUGAACUUAAGAUACAGGCAACUGAUGCAGAUGACUCUGAUACACCAAACAGCCAAUUAGUGUUUGGAAUCGAACCCAGCAGGUACAGUGAUAAAUUCACCAUCGACCCUGUAACCGGUGUGUUGACUAACAGGGUUAAGCUUGAUCGUGAGGACUUGGAUCCGGACCUGAACGGGAGGAUCGAGCUCAAUGUAACCGCUACCGACAAGGGUUCUCCCCCAUUGUCCGCCAUGGUUCCAGUCAUCAUCAAUGUGGAGGAUGUCAAUGACAACGGACCAAAGUUUAAAGCCUCAGCUUACAAAUUCUCUGUCAAAGAAGGAGAAAAAGGUGCCUUUGUGGGCUCUGUUCAGGCUGAGGACUUGGACCAAACAACAGAGUUCAACCGCAUAUCUUACAGCAUCCGUAACGGAGGUUUUGGCAGCUUCAUCAUUCGCACCUUUGCAGAUCAGCAGGGAUACAUGGGAAACGUCACCGUAGACAUCGACAUUGAGCUUGACUAUGAGAGCAGUAAUAAGCAGUUCAAUCUGCAGGUAGAGGCAGUGGAUCUAGAACAGGAGAAAGCCACAGUUAUAGUGGAGGUGGAUGUGUUGGAUGUGAACGAUGAGAGGCCCGAGUUCAAGCCGUCAGAACCUGUGACGGUGAAGGAGAACACCACCAUCAGUGGGGUUGUUGGGAGCUUUACAGCGCAGGACAAAGAUGGAAACCACUCCCUGGUUUACGAGCUGGAAUCCAUCAAAUGCAGAUGCAACAGCUCUUUGACUGACUGCAGCUGGUUCAUCCUCGAUCCAACAGGGGAAGUCAGACUCAACCCGGAGCAAACAUCGGAUUAUGAACAGUGUGACCAGGUGGUGAUGGAGGCUCAGGUGGUGGACAAGUACACAGAGAAAGGAGAGAACAACAGUGUCACAACAGGAAAACUGGUGAUCAACAUUGAAGACAUCAACGACAACGCUCCAGAAUUUAUUUUCUCAGAUUCGGUUUUUAUUGUGGUGUCAGAAAGUGCAAGUAAGGGGACCUCUGUAGCGGGAGUCAGUGCCACGGAUCGGGACUCUGUAAUAAAUAGGCAGGUUGAAUUUAAAGUUACAGAUGUCAAAUUUAAAGACACCAACAAUAAGACAACUGAUAUGAGGAUGCUGUACGAGGCCGUCACUACACAGCAAAAGGAUAUUUACGUUGGGAUUAUUCAAACCACCGAGGGGCUUGAUACAUCACUGAAAGGGAAGUAUUUGGUCACAGUAAGUGCAACAGACAGCGGCAAACUCUCCACCAGCACCGUAGUGGAGAUCUUCGCAGUUGAUGAAUCCUUCAAAGUGAAUCUUAAAUUCACAACAUCCAAAGCCAUGGUUGAACAAAACCUCAAUGAAAUCAUCAGGGCGCUUAUUUCUGCUACCAAGGCUGCAGUUCAAAUCGCUGCAAUCAAUUCUGAAUCAUCCAGGGCUUCAGAUAACACGAUCGUAGUGGCAUAUUUUGUCUACCUCAAUGGGACUGCCCUUACCUCUAAUGAAGUGGAGACAAUGAUCUCGGCUCCUGAACACGCCUAUAUAUUAAUACAGCUUGGCCUUGCGGACAUUGGGCAGCCUCCUGUGAUCGAAGCAGAAACGGACCCGUUGAGGUACAUCCUGGUGGGGAUGGUGGCAGGCCUCAUCGUCGUGCUGACUGUCCUCACCACCUCCCUGAUGUGCACCCGCAGAAACUACAGGAGGAAGCUGAAGGCAGCUAAAGCCAUGAACUCUGCCUCCAUGAUGAACUCCGACAACCAGAAAAGCGGCCCUGUGGUGCCUGGGACCAACAAGUACACUAUGCAGGGGGCAAAUCCCGUUCUCAACCUCCACAUCGACACCACCAUGGUGCUGGACAUGGACGAGGAGAGCUCAGAUGUGGACAAAGUCAGCCUCAACUCUUUGGACGACGACAACAAUUACAUAAACGAAACAUCUAACAUGAAGAGCAUCCAGGAGGAGGAAGAGGAGGAAGAGGAUGACGGUCCAUCGAAGUACAUCGAGCCUCUGGGUGCAGCGCUGGCACAGCGUGGCCAGAAAAAAGCCUCCAACAAUCCUCACGUGGGUUUUAUUAACCCCGCGUUCAGCACAACGGACCUGUGAGGGAAAUAACGACCAGAGGCCUCAAAUGAACAUUGAGUUGCUUCUGUGUAAUCAGGCUGACCAAAUUUCCUGUCAAACACUCUGAUGGUGUUGGAUGAAGUCUUUAUAACUUCAAGUAGCCUUCUGUUGUGACAUGUAGUAAUUUAUUAUUGAUGUUAGAUUAAUGACUCCUCAAGUGAUGUAUAUGCUUUGUUAGAACAUUCAGUUCAAAGGGAUAAAAAGGGAGAAGCAGUGGGAGAUUUUCUCCGGGAUUACAAAAUCAUAUAUUAAUAUCACAAAAUGUAUUGAUCUCAUUGAAUUUGGUGAAUUUAAUAUCAAUAUAAAGCCAAUAUACAUUUAACAACAGCCUUAAAUCACCUGAAAAUCUAGCUGUUCCCUACUCCACCUCUUAAAUGUAUCAUGAUAAUAAAAAUUGAGCAGAAGCAAAGGGAAAGCAAACAAAACAAUUGCUUUUUGCACAUGUGAAUCACUUUAUUUUUGUGAAUACAUUAAGCAAAAGUUUAAAAACUGUUAGGAUUGCUUUAAAAUUAACUGUAUUAUACGUUAUGUCAACAUACACAAUGUCAAUUUUGCCAUAGGUUAGACCUAAGGUGUGUCAGUUUUUGCUUUGAGUGUGAGAAGUGUGUUGCUGAAAUAAAACCUCAUGCAGUUGUAACUUUCUACAAGCAGCAGUUAGAAAAUAUAUUUCUGCUUACUGACAUCUAAAUGAACGUAUUACGUGCAGUGCAAAGUGAAGUCUGAAUAAAAUCAGUUUCUCCAAAUGUG